Pimephales promelas (fathead minnow) is the source of this 492-nucleotide messenger RNA. NCBI's taxonomy places the organism in Eukaryota, Metazoa, Chordata, Actinopteri, Cypriniformes, Leuciscidae. The record is from RefSeq and is a predicted model, not a curated record.
GCUUGCCUCAGGCUCUCUCCUCCUCUCUUCUCUCUGCACGUUUGCUUGCAGACCAGCACCGUUGUGCAAAUCGACAGAGAAGAGGACAAGAAGUCAUGGUUUCUGAGAAGUUUUACCUGCGCCUGCUCACCUUUGUGGCCCUACUGACUGUACUGGCUCUCUCAGAUGUUGCUAGUGAGAACACCCUGGAAAAACUCUUGAUGAAAAGAGUGGACACUGAUGUAAAGCCAGCUGCAGCUGCAGCUGUGGCUGUGACUCCCUCCAAGGCCAAACAGUUCCUGGCCUCCCUUAAAAGGUCCAAAAGAAACCUGUGGGACCGCAGCCGACCUGACGUUCAGCAGUGGAUCCAGCAGUUCAUGUACAUGGGCUUUGAUGAAGCAGUGAGUACUUGUGUCAGCUUUUAAUAUACCAUAAACCAAUGUGAUAUAUAAAAGGUCUUAAAAUAGCUUUGGGUAUAGCUACACCUGGCUUUAUGUCUUUUUUUACUUCUCA